This is a messenger RNA of Limanda limanda (common dab), 585 nucleotides long. RefSeq names its product required for drug-induced death protein 1-like. Lineage: Eukaryota; Metazoa; Chordata; Actinopteri; Pleuronectiformes; Pleuronectidae. The transcript has 2 exons. The record is from RefSeq and is a predicted model, not a curated record. Bases 85 to 507 code for a protein of 140 amino acids.
UGUUGACAACAUACCUGACCUCCUGCAUGAGCACUGGUGCUUUCUUCCCUUUAUAUCCCUGAGAACUGGCUAAGAGGAGAUAACAUGAAGCCUAAAUCUCUCCCAUCACGGUUGUUUAACAGAAACUCAGCUGCAGCAUCAGGUGAGGCUCUGAGCGUAGGAGCCGCACGCAAGUACCAGCGACAUGUGGACUGCGCGGAGGACUCUUCCUCCACGGACAGCGAGUCGGUGGCAGACAGCAGCAGACAACACGAGCGGUGCCACAGAGAAAUACACUUUGCUUUUCUGCCGGAGAGGUACGAGCCGCUGACGGAUGAUGAAGCGAAGGAAGCGAAGAAGAAGCGAAAGAAGGAAAAGUACAAAAAAGUCAAGAAGAACGUUGGCAAAGCUCUGCGCUCCACCUGGAAAUGUAUGAUGCUUGGUCUCUACAACUUUGCUCUGGGUUACUCCACUCCCAUCACCGUGGCUGCUACUUUUGUCCCUGACUUUCACCGAGGGAGAAGCUGAGCUGAUGCACCUGGAUCUCGUUUCCAGAUCCAGUUUUAUUUUUGUAAUUUUUACAAGCUAUUGUGUAUAUAACAACAA